This is a messenger RNA of Sesamum indicum (sesame), 4065 nucleotides long. RefSeq names its product Structural maintenance of chromosomes (SMC) family protein (gene TTN7). The record is from RefSeq and is a predicted model, not a curated record. Lineage: Eukaryota; Viridiplantae; Streptophyta; Magnoliopsida; Lamiales; Pedaliaceae. Gene Ontology annotation, biological process: chromosome organization. Gene Ontology annotation, cellular component: chromosome. Gene Ontology annotation, molecular function: ATP binding; protein binding; ATP hydrolysis activity.
UAAAACGUCAACUCGAUUCCCUCCAUUUUCAUCUCUCUUCUCCCGUCCCCCUUUCUCUCUCUCACACACACAAAUUCGCCAACUAGACGGAAUUGUAGACUAGAGUAGAGUAGAGCUCAUAAUCAUUAACUUCAACCCGCAGAUUGGCAGGGAAUGUGAUUAUUUUGCUCUUCUUCUGCCUUCAAAUUGCAGAGGAGUUGCCAGCUAGCUAUCCUGGAAUCCCGUCAUGUAUAUAAAGCAGGUUGUUAUAGAAGGGUUUAAGAGUUACCGUGAGCAAGUUGCAACUGAAACAUUCAGUCCAAAAGUUAACUGUGUUGUUGGUGCUAAUGGAUCUGGCAAAUCGAACUUUUUCCAUGCAAUACGCUUCGUUAUAAGUGAUCUAUUCCAUAAUUUGCGCAAUGAAGAAAGGCAGGCGUUGCUUCACGAAGGUGCUGGCCACCAAGUGUUAUCUGCUUUUGUGGAGAUUGUAUUUGACAACUCCGACAACCGUAUUCCUGUUGAUAAGGAGGAAGUGCGGCUUAGGAGAACAAUCGGUGUUAAGAAAGAUGAAUAUUUCUUGGAUGGAAAACAUAUAACGAAGACAGAAGUCAUGAAUCUGCUGGAAAGUGCAGGAUUUUCUCGUUCUAAUCCUUAUUAUGUUGUGCAGCAGGGCAAAAUAGCCUCGUUGACGUUGAUGAAGGAUUCAGAACGAUUGGAUCUGCUGAAGGAAAUUGGUGGGACUCGAGUUUAUGAGGAGAGACGGCGUGAAAGUUUGAAAAUAAUGCAGGAUACUGGUAAUAAGAGAAAGCAAAUUAUUCAAGUUGUCCAAUACUUGGAUGACAAACUUCGGGAGCUUGAUGAAGAGAAAGAGGAGUUGAAAAAAUAUCAGCAGCUUGACAGGCAGCGAAAGGCUCUAGAAUACACUAUUUAUGAUAAAGAACUUCAUCAUGCCAAGCAGAUGCUGAUGGAUAUAGAGGAGAAUCGGAACAAGGCUUCUGAAACAUCUGCCACAAUGUAUAACAAAGUUUUGGAUGCUCAUGAAAAGUGCAAGGAGCUCGACAAGUUACUUAAAGAUCUGACUAAAGAAGCGCAAAUUUUAAGUAGAGAGAAAGAGGCGAUAGAGAAACAAAGGACAGAAGCCAUCAAGAAGCGUGCAAAACUUGAACUGGAUGACAAAGACUUCCAUGAUAAAAUUAAGGCAAACAUCAAAGCAAAGGAGGAUGCUGUUGCACAACUAGAGCUUUUGGAACAAGAAAUUGAGGGGUCUUAUGCUGAGCUCACUAGGAUCAAGCAAUUGUAUGAUAAUCAAGUCAGGGAGGAGGAGAAUUUGACGCGAGGGAUUAUGGAGCGUGAAAAGCAGCUUAGCAUUUUGUAUCAGAAACAGGGUCGUGCAACCCAGUUUGCCAGUAAAGCAGCUCGUGACCAGUGGCUUAAGAAAGAAAUUAGGGACUAUGAGCAAGUUUUAUCUUCAAAUUUAGUGCAGGAGAAAAAACUUAGGGAUGAAAUUGAGCAGCUCAAGAAAGAUAUCAGAGAGCAGGAUGCCUACAUAAAGAACAGAAAAGAUGAAGCAGCAGAAUUAGAAUCGCUAAUUUCUGGAUACAGACAAGGUUACAGCCAGUAUAAAGCAGAGAGAGACAAGCUGCAUGAUGAGCGGAAGGUCUUGUGGGCAAGAGAAAAUGAGCUCUCUGCUGAAAUUGAAAGGCUGAAAUCGGAGGUGGUUAAAGCAGAGAAAAGUCUUGAUCAUGCAACUCCCGGUGACAUAAGAAGAGGACUAAAUUCUGUGAAGAGGAUAUGUAGAGAGAUUAACCUUCAUGAAGGAGUAUUUGGUCCCAUUUUUGAGUUGCUAGAUUGUGAUGAAAAGUUUUUCACAGCUGUUGAAGUUACUGCUGGAAAUAGCUUAUUUCAUGUGGUAGUUGAAACAGAUGAGAUAUCAACAAAAAUCAUUAGACAUCUCAAUGCGCAGAAAGGCGGCCGAGUGACAUUCAUACCAUUGAACAGGGUGAAAGCUCCACGAGUUACAUAUCCACAGAGCUCUGAUGUAAUACCUCUUUUAAAGAAAUUACAAUUCUCUGAAAAAUAUGCUUCAGCAUUUGCGCAGGUGUUUGCAAAAACAGUAAUCUGCCGAGAUUUAGAUGUUGCUACAAGAGUUGCUCGUACUGAUGGUCUGGACUGCAUCACUUUGGAAGGUGAUCAAGUCAACAAAAAAGGUGGCAUGACUGGGGGAUUUUAUGACUAUAGGCGCUCAAAACUGAAGUUCAUGAGCACUAUUAAACAGAACAUGAAGUCUAUUAAAAUAAAGGAAGAGGAACUGGAGGAAGUUAGAAAGAAACUUCAAGAGAUCGAUCAGAAAAUCAAUGAACUAGUGGCAGAGCAGCAGAAAAAUGAUGCCAAGUUGGCUCAUGAAAAAUCUUUACUUGAACAACUGAGGCAGGACACCAUGAACUCAGAGAAGCAAAAACAAUCCAUCUCAAAGUCACUUGAGAAGAAAGAGAAGUUGCUCUCCAGCGUAUUGACUCAAAUAGAUCAGAACAGAGCUAAUAUAGCUAUGAAACAGGAUGAAAUGGGAACAGAACUUGUUGAUCACUUGACACCGGAAGAGAAAGAAUCGCUUUCUCGGCUGAAUCCAGAAAUAACUAAUCUGAAAGAGCAGCUAAUUAACUGCAGGAGUAACCGCAUGGAGACUGAAACAAGAAAAGCGGAGCUUGAGAUGAACCUAUCUACAAAUCUUGUUAGGCGGAAAGAAGAGCUGGAGGCGGUGAAGCUAUCUGCAGAAACUGAAAUGUUACAAGCAGAAGCUGAGUUGAAAAGGCAGGAAUUAAUGGAUGCAAAUUUGUUAGUUGAUCAGUUGACUGAACAACUCAAGAAUGUGACUGAAAACAUCAAUCAGAGGAAUAAGGAACUGGAAGAUAUUAAAGUUGAAAAGGAUAACCUAAAGGGCGUCGAAGACAAGUACCAAUCUACACUGCAAGAUGAAGCAAAAGAACUAGAGCAGUUACUGGCUAAAAAGAAUAUGUAUAUGGCCAAGCAAGAAGAGUACUCAAAGAAAAUUCGGGAAUUGGGUCCCCUAUCUUCUGAUGCUUUUGAAACGUACAAAAGGAAAAGCAUAAAAGAACUGCACAAACUGCUUCACAAGUGUAAUGAGCAACUGCAACAGUUCAGCCAUGUGAACAAAAAAGCCCUUGAUCAAUAUGUUAAUUUCACAGAGCAACGAGAAGACCUCCAGAGAAGACAAGCUGAGCUGGAUGCAGCUGAUGAGAAAAUCAAAGAACUUAUAUCAGUUUUGGAUAUGAGGAAGGAUGAAUCAAUUGAGCGUACGUUUAAAGGCGUGGCUAAGCAUUUCCGAGAAGUAUUCUCCGAACUUGUGCAAGGAGGUCAUGGGUUUUUAGUUAUGAUGAAGAAAAAGGACAACAAUGAUGUUGAUAAUGAUCAAGAUGAUGAUGAGCCUGGCCCAGCCGAAGUAGAGGGAAGGGUUGAGAAAUACAUUGGUGUCAAAGUGAAGGUUUCUUUCACUGGACAAGGGGAGACACAGUCGAUGAAACAAUUGUCUGGGGGUCAGAAAACAGUGGUGGCUUUGGCAUUAAUCUUUGCCAUACAGCGAUGUGAUCCUGCCCCAUUUUAUCUUUUCGAUGAGAUAGAUGCAGCUCUUGAUCCUCAGUAUAGAACAGCCGUCGGGAAUAUGGUUCGUCGUCUGGCAGAUAUGGCGAACACGCAAUUCAUUACCACAACGUUCCGGCCAGAGCUCGUCAAAGUUGCUGACAAAAUAUAUGGCGUGACGCACAAAAACAGAGUCAGUCGUGUUAAUGUUGUCUCCAAGGAAGAUGCUCUAGAUUUUAUCGAGCAUGAUCAGUCCCACAAUGAGUGACAUUCAAGCAACGUGCCAUGGCCAGUAUCAAGCUUUGUAAAUUAACAAGAUCACAGGCAGAUAUGUAAACUGAUAGGUAGUCCAAACUGUGGAGGAUCUGUAGUUUUCUAUAAAUAUAAAUAUUAAUGUAUGGUGUUUUAUGAUCAUCAACUGGAUAGUGAUGGUAGCUAUGUUCUUCUACAAUAUUAUCUGGUUUUAAUGUGAAAAAUACCAGUUGCAACGGC